Messenger RNA from Suncus etruscus (white-toothed pygmy shrew), 1227 nucleotides. RefSeq names its product Sad1 and UNC84 domain containing 5 (gene SUN5). Gene Ontology annotation, molecular function: protein-membrane adaptor activity. Gene Ontology annotation, cellular component: nuclear envelope; meiotic nuclear membrane microtubule tethering complex. Lineage: Eukaryota; Metazoa; Chordata; Mammalia; Eulipotyphla; Soricidae. Gene Ontology annotation, biological process: nuclear envelope organization. The transcript is spliced from 15 exons. The coding region runs from base 1 to 1227 and encodes 408 amino acids. The record is from RefSeq and is a predicted model, not a curated record.
AUGGCCUCCUUCAAGGGGAGGGUCCAGAACCAAGUGGAAGAUGCCUGCCCCCCUCUUGUUCUACAGCCCUCACGGCCCCCCAUCCUAGAGAAGUUCAAUGCCACGAACAAAGAACCCGCUUCAUACAUAUCAGGAGCCCAGGUCCAGAAGCUCAAGGAGCCAAAGAUCAGCCAAGGUUGCAACACCUACCGGCAGAUGGAGGACACCACAACCAGUGAGCAGGGUGAUGCCUCCUUUCUGCCUCUCAACAUCGGGCCCUCAGUCCCAAGCCUGAAUUACUACCUACGUGGAUGGAGAUCUUUGUUCAACUAUCUGGCCUGUUUCCUGCGGACUCAGGCCCAGCAGAUGCUCUUCAACAGUUGCAGAUCCCGGCAGCUCUGCCAGAUGUUCAUGGAGAAGACAGGGGUUCUGAUCCUCUGCACCAUUGGAUUCUGGAUUCUCUCUAUGCACAUGCCAUCCAAAAUGGAAGUCUGGCAGGAUGACAGCAUAAAUAGUCCACUGAAGACCUUAAGGAUGUAUCAGGAGAAGGUGCAAAGACAUGCUGGAGAAAUCCAAGAUCUCAGAGAUAACAUGAGCUUGCUCAUUAUCAGACUCCAGAUGAUGGAAGCCAUGUCAGAUGAGCAAAAAAUGGCACAGAAAAUAAUAAAGCUUAUUCAAGGAGAUUACAUCGAGAAGCCAGACUUCGCCCUCAAGUCCAUAGGAGCCAGCAUCGACUUUGAACAGACUUCCCCCACGUACAACUACAACAAAGCUCGCUCCUACUGGAACUGGAUCCGCCUGUGGAACUAUGCGCAGCCCCCCGACGUGAUCCUUGAGCCCAAUGUAACCCCAGGUAACUGCUGGGCCUUUUCCGGUGACCGCGGUCAGGUGACCAUCCGCAUGGCCCAGAAGGUCUUCCUGUCCAACCUGACUCUGCAGCACAUCCCCAAGACCAUCUCCCUGUCGGGCAGCCUGGACACCGCCCCCAAGGACUUCGUGAUCUAUGGGUUGGAAGACUCUCUCAAAGAGGAGGUAUUCCUGGGCGCAUUCCAGUUUCAGCCCGAAAACAUCAUUCAGAUGUUCCCGCUCCAGAACCAGCCUCCUCGGGCAUUCAGGUCGGUAAAGGUGAAGAUAUCGAGCAACUGGGGAAGCCCUCGCUUCACCUGCCUGUACCGUGUGCGAGUGCAUGGUUCUGUGAUGGCGCCCAAGGAGCAGCCCCCCAAGGACCCCUACUCCCAGAGAAAUUAA